CUCCCUUCUCCCGGACAUCUUUAUAUCCUCACGCAGCGCACGGCAAUGGCGACCUUGCUGCCACCACCACGACCACCACCACCACCAUUGCCAAGGAGAACGAAGCAUGGACUGCUGCAUCUGCGGCCCCAUGGCCGCCAUCUACAGGCCUCCGAGGAACACCAUAUGCUCCCCGUGCUACGAAGGCUCCAAGGCCAUCAUCGCCUUCCUCAACGACGGCGAUCACGCCGCCGGUGACGGCCAGGACGAGCGUGGCUUGGUGACCCCCCGCGGAUUGAUCAAGCACAGAGACAGCUCCACCAAGGGGAUGAGAGAAGCAUGGGAGCAGAUGAAGGAGAUGAGAGACAGGGAGGAGGCGGCGAACCAGCGGGCUGGGUUCCUCGAGCAGGGCUUCGGGGCGGCCUGGGUGGAGGGAGCCCACACCGACAUAGUCGUCAAACCAGGAAAUGGGCCGCCGAUCCCGGCCCACAAGGCCAUCCUGGCGGCGAGGUCGGAGGUGUUCCAGCACAUGCUGUGCUCCGACGAGUGCAAGGCGGCCCCCGCCGGCGGCUGCGUCUCCCUCCCGGAGCUAGCCCACGACGAGCUCUCCCUCUUCCUGGCCUUCUUAUACACCGGGACCCUCGACGCGGCUGCGGCGGCGACGGCGACAUCGGCGUCGGAGCGACGGCUGCACGCGCUCCUGGUUGCGGCAGACAAGUACGACGUGCCGUUCCUGGGGCGGGCGUGUGAGGCGCGGCUGGUUGCGGCGAUGGAUCCUGGGAAUGCGUUGCGGACGCUGGAGGUGGCCGAUCGUGUCAGCUCGGGCGGCGCGCUGAAGGAGCGCGCCAUGGGCACGGUGGUGGAGCACGCGGAGCAGGUGGUGUUCUCCGACGAGUACCACGACUUCGCCGUCAGGAACGCCGGCUUGUGCGUCGAGAUCACCAGGGCGCUGCUCGCCAAGGCCGCCGGCGCCAAGAAGGCGUGAAGUGCACAUGUAUAUAGCUAGAUCCUAGAUGCAGCUGUUUUUUUUCCGGGCACAGAAAAGUCGUUGCAUGUACACCCGGUGCGAUCAAAUGCAAGAGUAAUUCAGGCUCCGUCAGUUCAGGGCUGGGCAACUUGGGUCAUAGGACAUCAGCUAUCUUACUUUAGAUGGACCCAUACCUUGUGUUCGACCCUGCAGUCUCACCCCACUAUGAGGUGUUUUCGAUCCCAUAUGUACCCGUGGAUCCUGCACAAGAUUCCAUGGAAUGGCCACCAUCCUCGUGGCUGUUAGAUGUAUUCUCAUCUAGUACAAGGCAAUGGCACGAUAAGU
Triticum dicoccoides is the source of this 1291-nucleotide messenger RNA. RefSeq names its product BTB/POZ domain-containing protein At3g56230-like. Gene Ontology annotation, molecular function: protein binding. The record is from RefSeq and is a predicted model, not a curated record. Bases 107 to 964 code for a protein of 285 amino acids. The transcript has 3 exons. NCBI's taxonomy places the organism in Eukaryota, Viridiplantae, Streptophyta, Magnoliopsida, Poales, Poaceae.